GACAACAUCCGCGUGCACGCCAUCACUGACAACCCCACCACCAUCGUAUGGUAUAACACAAGUCUACCGAUGGACAGAUGUCCAAAGAAAGAAAUCGAAGAGUUAAGAAAGAUGAUAAUAGUCGACGAUAGAGGAUCAAACGGCGGCAACCUGCGAGAAAGGGUCGAUACAAUCUUCGAAAAGGAUUUCAACGUGAUGUCCAUCCGACUAGUAUCACAAGGCCUCUGCGCCGAACAGAAUACUAAGAUGGCGAAGGGCGGGCUGGGGCCAAUUAAUACUGGUACCAAUUUGCAGAAUAAAGCCAGUAAUGCUGACCCUGAGUACUCUGAUUAUUUGGUAACAUUUGUGAUCCCCGCUGUGGUGAUAGUUUGUAUGAUCCUAGUGGCAGGUAUCAUUGCCUGUGUGCUCUACAAACGACGACGUACAGGUUAGUAUUUUAAUAUGACUAUUUCA
Messenger RNA from Papilio polytes (common Mormon), 453 nucleotides. RefSeq names its product dystroglycan-like. Gene Ontology annotation, molecular function: laminin binding. Gene Ontology annotation, cellular component: dystroglycan complex; sarcolemma; dystrophin-associated glycoprotein complex. The record is from RefSeq and is a predicted model, not a curated record. Bases 70 to 432 code for a protein of 120 amino acids. NCBI's taxonomy places the organism in Eukaryota, Metazoa, Arthropoda, Insecta, Lepidoptera, Papilionidae. Gene Ontology annotation, biological process: muscle attachment; nerve development; axon guidance. The transcript is spliced from 2 exons.